Molecule: messenger RNA, 8142 nt
Organism: Siniperca chuatsi (mandarin fish)
Lineage: Eukaryota; Metazoa; Chordata; Actinopteri; Centrarchiformes; Sinipercidae
Gene: unkl
Product: unk like zinc finger
Exons: 16
Coding region: 106-2562 (818 amino acids)
Molecular function (GO): metal ion binding
Source: RefSeq, a predicted model, not a curated record
AGCGCCCCCUGCAUCAACGUUUGCAGUGCGCUGGCUUGCAGGCGGACGUGCAUGCACGCGAGCAACAGAUCCGAGCGCAUGCGCAAUUCAUUGUUUUGACUGAAAAUGCCGUCGGUUUCGAAAACGGCGGCCAAUGCGUCCCCUCAAACCGAGAAACCUACCCACUAUACAUACUUGAAGGAGUUCAGGACAGAGCAGUGCCCGUUGUUCCUCCAGCACAAGUGUACACAGCACAGACCCUUUACGUGCUUUAACUGGCAUUUUCUCAACCAGCGGCGAAGACGACCCAUAAGAAGAAGAGACGGAACUUUUAACUACAGCCCCGACGUGUACUGCACGAAAUACGACGAGACCACAGGCAUUUGCCCAGAUGGAGAUGACUGUCCUUAUUUACACCGGACCACUGGUGACACAGAGCGCAAGUACCAUCUACGCUAUUACAAGACUGGCACUUGUAUCCAUGAGACAGAUGCUCGAGGGCAUUGUGUGAAGAAUGGCCUCCACUGUGCUUUUGCUCAUGGGCCACAUGAUCUCCGACCUCCAGUCUAUGAUAUCAGAGAGAUCCAAGCACAAGAGGCUCUUCAAAAUGGACAGUUGGGAUCUGGGGAAGGUAUUCCUGAUCUGCAGCCUGGUGUAUUAGCCAGCCAAGCUAUGAUUGAGAAAACUCUGUCAGAAGACCCCCGGUGGCAAGAUACCAACUUUGUUUUAGCCAAUUAUAAAACAGAUCAGUGUACUAAGCCCCCAAGACUAUGCAGACAGGGCUAUGCUUGCCCCCACUACCACAACAGUAGAGAUCGGAGACGAAAUCCUAGAAAGUUCAAAUAUAGGUCAACUCCUUGCCCUAAUGUGAAACAUGGGGAUGAAUGGGGCGAGCCCUCAAAGUGUGACAGUGGAGACAGUUGCCAGUAUUGUCACUCUCGCACUGAACAGCAGUUUCACCCAGAGAUCUACAAAUCUACCAAAUGCAAUGAUAUGCGACAAACUGGAUACUGUCCCAGAGGACCGUUUUGUGCAUUUGCACAUGUAGAAAGAAUUCCCUCUACAGAAGAAACCAUGAGCUCAUUGCUAACAGUGAUACAGUCAAGUUCACAGUCCCAGCUGGGCUCUCAGCAGUAUUCAGAAUGUCCAGUCAGUGAGUGGAACAGUGGAGGCAACUCCACCACCAGUGCAACCAGUAGCAACGGACAAGUAGGAAGUGUUUCAUGUUCUAAUAGCUCAACUCUAACUCCAAGCUCAGGAAGCGACAGUUUGUUAUCCCCAGUGGGAUCCAUCAGCAGGCCCAAAUCCUUAACUAAUAGUAGUUUAUGUUCAGAGUCCACCACAUCCAGUGUCUCCUCUCUGACGUCUAACUAUCCUAAAGCUCCGGGCUUUGAACGUGAGGAUCAGAUUAAGAACAAGGGGCAGGAUCAGAAAUUGAUGGACCAAGAAAAACAGACACAAAAUACUGUAUUCUCUGCGGUGAACCCUUUGGCAUCAAGCUUUACCUCCAGUAUAACAUCCAGCUUGGCCUCUAGUAUUGGCUCAGAUAGUUCUUCACCCACCACUUUAUCAACAAUGAAUGCAAAAGCCACUCCUUUCUAUCCAGGAAGCAACACAGUGGAGUCUGUCAUAGAUGUGUUUUGUUUUCCGUCAGGAUCUGCUCUUGACCUCAACUUCAGUGACAUUAAUGUUGCAUCUCUUGAUAAGGAGUUCGAGGAGCAAGACAACAGUGUAGGACUGGCAAGUCAAAGGGUGCUAGGUGGAUCUGCUCCAGUUAACAUUCCUGGCUCCCUGGCACGAUCGUCCUCUUUUAAUUCCUCCUCAUCACUCUCCACCUCCCCACUAAGCUCCCUCUCCCAGUCUCUGUCGCAGUCCCUGCUGUCUGGGACGGUAUCACAGCAAAAUCAACCUUCAAACAUGUUAGCCAAGCAUGAACAUGGCCUCCUGGGAACACCCACCUCCUCUUCCCAGAACUCUUUGGGCUUGAAUGGAGGUCCUAGCAACAUUUGGGACUUUGUAAGUGGCAGCUUUUCACCGAGUCCAUCUCCAGUUUUCAGCAGCCUAACCUCCACAACCAGCACUGCUGAUCUAGCCCGCCUUUUUAGAGAGCUGGACGAGGCCAAGAGGAAGAUCAAACAAUGGGAGGAGGCCUGGCAUCAGGUCAAGCAAGCCUGUGAAGCUUGCCAGAAAGACGCUCAUGAAGCAAAGGAACACGCAAAAACGUCCGAGGCAGAGCGGCAGCUGGCAGAACAGAAAUGGGAGGAAACAGAGCGUAAGCUGAAAGAGCUCCAAGGGGACUUUGAUGUGCUUUGUCGCACCCCUGGAACACCUCUUCUACGUAGCUAUGGAGAGCUGGACAAGCUCCCCUUGUCAAAGCUUCAUUCCAUCCAGAGUCAGCUGCGUAAUGACCUAGACCUUAUAGAUGGGGUAAUAUAUCAGCUUCAGUCAAAGAAAUGUAUAGUUUGCCAAAAGCAUGAUCGUUGCAUUGUUCUGCAGCCUUGCCAACAUUAUGUACUAUGUGAGAACUGUGCACCUAGUAAAACAGAAUGCCCCUACUGUAGAACAAAAAUAUUGAAGUGGUGAUGUAAAAUUACUCAAGGUACUAUUUAAAGAAUUAGCCCUUUGAAAAACUACUAAUAGAUAUUACAUUUUCUAAAUAGCAAUGUCUGUUUCAUACAGUGAUUGAAUUAAUUUAGAAUAAAAUGAUGUUUGACUGACAAAACAAAUAGUAUUAUGAAUCAGAUUGUGUACAUGGGAUUCAGUCAUAAUAAUAUUUGCUCAUUUUAUGUGCACAUUACCUUGGCAACCAGAUAGCUUUCUGUAUGCAAGUUAGAAUAUUAAAUUACCUUGAGAUGCCUUUUCUCAAGUCUUCAAUCAUGAUUCGGGCACUCUAAAGGACAUAAAUCUUGUGUGCAGGUAUCUACAUUUUGUUUACACUUUGUUAUAAAUACAUUUUGGCUAAACAAACAAUGCAGCUAUGCUUUCCCCAAUUAAAAUGCAAAUAUGCAUUGCCAACCUGACAUAUUGCUCUUACAAUAAAAUACAAAAUUACAGAUUCAAAAAAAACAAACCGGACCAAUAAACAUGGUUAAAAGCUGUAUACACAGACAUUAAUGAGUGUGAGUUUGUAUUUCUGCUCUCAAGUUUUGCUGUUUAUGGAUUCUUACUUCACUGCACUUUGGAAUUAGUGUGGGUAAAUCUCUGAUCUCCUGAGGUUGCUUCUUCUUUACUUAAUGCACUUAAAGUUUGAAGGCAUUUCAACCCCAGCUUUUCAGAAAAUACUGUGGAAAUGUGUGUAAAGGCAAGAAAAGGUUUUAGUAAAUCUGUUACAUCACAGAUUCUUGUGUUUGAAGAAAGAAAACAUACUCACUGUAACUUUAAUAUUAUAUCUUAACUGAAAUAGAUAAUACUCUAAGUCUUUAGGUCAUUUUUCACUCAUUCUGAGGGUGGAAAAAGUUUGAUAAACAAAGUAUCCUUUGUAAUAAUAUCAAGGAGAGUUAACCUGUAGCCUACUGAGCUCCGUAGGGGAUUUUGAAAAUGAACAUUUCCUCAUUGUGGAUCAAAGCAGUCCCACAUAAUAACACAGACAUAUAGACAAAGCCAUUGAUGAUAUUUCACCACAAUAGCUAGUCCCAUAGGCAUUCCAGGUUGGUAUCUCAAAUGCAAGGAAAUCACCAUGUAAAUAUACUGCCAGGUAAUGUUGAAUUCACUCACACUCAGCUAGUCCAGUGAUGUUAAACAUAAAAUGGGCAAAACUCAAAGCUGAUUUUUCUUUAAUCAAAGAGGAAUACUAAAUCUAAAUCAAAGAAUUCACUUGGGAGCUUCUGGGAACAAUUCAAGAAACCAGACAUCCAAGAGCCUGAAUGUGACUGAUACUUGAUGCAGAAAUCAUAUUUUUGUUUUAGCCUAAUUAGUCUGAAAUUCCAGAAAAAAAACAUUUGUGUGCCAUUUACAGAGCAUGGAGCUUCCAAAACGGAUGUGAGAAAUGGGUCGCUGAUCAACUUCAUUGUACCAGAAAGCACUUGAAUGUUUAGAAGCUCCAUGCUCUGAGGAAUGAAUGCACAGUUGCAUUCAACACUAUAGGGAGUAAUUGAUGAAAAAAUAGUAAUCUUUGGCCAAAGUAUUGUCCAACAAUAGAAACUAAAUAUGCAGAUGUGUAAAAUUAUUCACAUCCAAUGAGGUAUUAGUGCUGAACCACGCCUGUAUCUGUAAAUCAGACCAACCAAGGAAACAACAAAACACGAAUGCUGAAAUUUUGCAGUGUUCCUCUUUAAGUAAAGCCACAUUUUCUUAAAUACCCAAAUUUUCAUUAACAAUUUUUAUUUUUAUUUUUAUAAAUGCAACCAGUCAAGCAUCAUUAUUUUGACCAACUUUCUGAAGAAGUUUGAUUUCUUACUAAAGCACUUUGUUGACCUGGGACUUUAUUAUUAAAGGGUAUAUAGAAAUUUGCUUUAAGCUGCUUUGUAGGUGUUCUUUUGUCUUUUUGUCUUUUUUUUUUAUUUAAUUUUUUUUCCUAUAUAAGCUAAUGUCUGAAGCUUUUGUGUGUACUGUGAAACAUAAUUUGAAUAUUUCAUGUUUCCUAUUGUUAAUUCAUGGCAUGGUUCUACAUAUUAUUAAGGUUUCGUAGAAAAGUUCCUAAUAGUUUCUACUUUCAUAGUUAGAUUUAUAAAAUUUCAAUCAAAUAAGUGCAAAUUUAAAAUGCAUUUUAGGCAUAACCAGCAGUUGUAAUAUCAGUAAGGCACAUGCUACAUGUUAAGGCUGUUAUUCAAUCAGUUAGUUUUGUUUUGUAGAGAUUUAUAUAGAUUAGCCAUUAGAAAAGCAUGUAUUGUAUUUGCUAAAAGCCUGAGAUGGUGAUUUUUGUAGGAAUCUAGCCUCUUGACCUUGUCUAGAACAUAUCGGCCUCUAACUCGAAAGUGCCUUGCCUUAGUUGAAAAGGUUAUGUGUUGAAUUGUCAGAGCAAACAGAAGUAGUUGAAGCUUGUGCACUGGUUUCUGCAUAAUGUGUCUUGUCUUGCAUUGACAUGUGUAUGACUAUAUGUGUACAUAUAAAUAUAUGGCGGUGUAUUUGGCCCAAUCCCAUUAAGUAUUUAUGCAGAAGAUAACUGAAAACAAACAUUGUCAGUGCCUGUGUCCUGACUUCAACUACCCACCCACUCAUUCCUUGGUCGUGGUGCUCUUUUGGUGCAGCUUCAGUCUUUGAAAUUAGGUUUUUCAAUUAACGUUUGGGAGUAUGCAAACAGAACAGGACACAUGAAUUUGUAUAGCAACAUAUAAAAAUGCUUUUAAAACAGUUCAGUAACUUUUGAUUUGUUUUAUUGUAAUAAUUCUGCAGUGAAUGAAGGAAUUCCGUAGUUAACUUGUAAGUUGGAUUUUGCGUAGGAUUUGUGCUUAGGUUCCUCUAAUUGAAAUGACCUUCUACUGUGUUUUUAUUCUUGCUUUAAAUUCAAUAGAAAAUCAUGUAUCUCCAGGUACACCUUUUGCUACUUAUAAAUAUGGGAAAAUGCAUUGUUUACAUUCUCAUAAAUGACAAUUAAGCAACUCAGAGGAAAAAAAUAUCAAGAAAGGUUAUGGUAUUUCAGCGUUUUCAUGAUUAUAUUACAGCAUAAGAAGCAGCCUAAAGUUCUGGUAUUGCAUGUUAUGCGAUAUAUUAACCAGCUACAAAAAAAUUUAAAAAAAAGUUCGCACUGUGUCACACUGCCAGAAUAUUUGUAUUGACUUAUUUUUAGUGUAGUAAAGGCUUAAUAAUUUCUGCAAGCUUCGCUGCUACUGGAAAAGGUAUUAAUGUAGUUUCUUGUUAUACAUUUUUCGAUAUUUGAAUGCAUCCACAGCUCAGAUUUCAGAAACUAUGAAAUAAUCUGUUUUCUGCUUGACUAAAUCUUAAUUUGAUUGAAUUAUUCAUUUGUAAAUGCAUUUGAGUCAAAGUUUCAGUACUUUUGUAAAUCACUUAGAAUGAUGUCACACACCUGUACUGCUGUAGAUUGUCCCUUUUUUUAAAAAAAAUUUCCCCCCUACACUGGAUAGCAGUGUACGGUGCAGCUAAUUUCACAGGGUCCUCUAGUUUAUUUUGUUUAGCCUGUGAAGCCAACUAAAUUAAUAAUGUCUAGUGUGAUAAUCUAAAAAUGAACCAAAGUGGUGUUCUAGUAGCUGUCUAAAUAUGUAUUCUAAAGGGAAGAUUUACCCUUGAACAGAAUUCAAAUAAUUGCUGAGGUAUCUGACAAAUCAGCCUAUAGUUGUGAACAGGGCGGGUCUUGCCCAGAGUUAUAAAUGGCAGGUCAGAGCACCAAGGCCAUCCAGAUGAAACUGAGGCAAAGUCCAGAAUUGUGAGUGGCAGGAAUUCUGUUUUUGGAUGGGUUUUUAUCUGAUAUUUGAUUCAGUAGGACAUACUGUAUAUCCUCGUAGUGAGUAAACAACAGGACUAUGCUAAUGGCUUUUGCUUACAACAUUAAUGGACUUGAGCUCAUUUUUUGCAGUUUUACCAAAGACCUGUACUGUUGUUAUUUCUUUUGUAAAACAUUUCAUCAUUGGUUUGAUUUCAGUAAGAAACCUAAAUUGAUUUUAAAAAGGAUUCACCUAGUACCUUAAAUAGAUGUUCAAUAAUCGUAAUUAAUGGCAUCUUUUUCUAUCUAAAGUUAGCUAUAGUGAGUUGAUACACAAAUGAUCAAAAAUGCAUGCGUCAGAUCCUUACAAAAUGUGUAUUUGUAUAUUUCAUUUUGUGUUAGGUAUACAUUGACGUUUAUGGCAGGUUUGUGCAAUACUGACUAGCACAUGCUGACCUUAAGCAAGGAUUUGGUGUCCAUUUAAUUGUUGUCUACAGUGAAGGAAUGUCAAGGUGAAUGACAUUUGUGCUUCUGAAGUGGCCAUAUAAACUUCACUACAACUACUGUUUUGAAGGGUUUUUUUUGUUGAUUUUGCUUACUACAUAAUCUCAAUCACUUUGGAAAUUGAUGGUUAUGCAUUAUAUGCUGUUAUGAUAGGCCUACAGUGACUGUAAGGUGCUUUCUUUCUAUCUGACUUUGUUUUCUAUUUCUUAAAGCCGUGGUCCAAAUUAAUUUUUGUUAUUUGUAAAAUUACAGGGGACAGAUGAUGAUUGUCACAAGCAUUAAUGGCAGAUACAGACAUAAUUAAAACUGAGUUGUUAUGGCAAUUUGUUGUUGGCCCUCAAUCUCUCUAGUGGUCUACUUGGCCCAAUUCAAGUUUUCUAAAAGAAAUGAAACAGAUAUUCACUUGGUAAGCACAGCUUACAUUUCUUUAUAUUUGUUAAAUUUAUCUCUAAUGGACCAAUUACACUUUCAAGUACAUCUGUGCCUUUUAAUAAUUACAUAAUGUUAAUUGGUAUCAAGAGAAUACAUCUCUGAGACAGUGUUUGGUGUGAGUCAGAUGACAAAAUAUAACAUGUUUAAUUAGAAUCAAAAUUCCAGUGCCUUACAAUAUUUUUGUGGACCACAAUGUGAUUUCUAAAUGAUCUUCUGCAUUCAGGCCACUUGAGCUGAAAGGAAAAAGGAUAAUCUAAUGAGAUUUGCUUCACUAGUUCCACAGGAGGAAGCAAUGGUUAUAAUUGACUGAUAAUCGUCUAUUUCUGUAUUUGCCAUACCAUUUUUAAAAAAAAAACAACUAACAAACAAAAAAACAACAAACAGCAAUACUUAACCAUUGAAUACACAAUUUUGAUCUCAAUUAGUCAUUUGGCACCAAAAACUCAAUUGUCUGUAAGGAAAAGCACCAAAUAGGAAGUAUCUUGUAAAUUAACUGUAAUAGAUGUAUCAUUAUGUUCUGCAUUGGAAUAGUUUAAUCUAUUUUACAUUAUUGUUAGUUGUUGUGUUGUCUUUUUGUUUUUAAUAUUAUGAAAAUGGAUCCUGAAGAUUUAUGCAAUCUUGUACAUGUAUAUGAGUAUGAUGUAUGGAGCUGUUCAAAUUAAGUAAAAUACUAGUACAAGUGUUGUCAAAAGUAAAUAAUCUGAAUGUGGAACCAGUUGUUCCAUAUACUUUAGAAAAAUUUCAGUAGAAAUGUUAUUUUAACAUUGAAGCCCUGAAAUAUUGAAUGUAUUGUUCUAAAUUAGAUAUUCAAUGAAUAGGUCACUGGAUAUUAUGGAGCACAGUUAAUUCAUUAUGAUGUAGCAUCUAGUUGUGAACUGCUAUUCAAUAAAAUUUAUUAGAACUAAAACAAA